Molecule: messenger RNA, 1003 nt
Organism: Penaeus indicus
Lineage: Eukaryota; Metazoa; Arthropoda; Malacostraca; Decapoda; Penaeidae
Product: GATA zinc finger domain-containing protein 1-like
Exons: 4
Coding region: 85-951 (288 amino acids)
Biological process (GO): regulation of DNA-templated transcription; chromatin organization
Cellular component (GO): nucleus
Molecular function (GO): sequence-specific DNA binding; zinc ion binding
Source: RefSeq, a predicted model, not a curated record
CGCAGCGUAAACAAGGCGGCCUCGGCGUCCGAGGGCGACUCCCUGACAGAAGUUCCCGCCUGCAGGACGCGCUCGCCCUCAGGCAUGAUGGUCUUCGGCGUGAAGCCCGAGUGCGUGCGGUGCAAGGCGACGGAGUGCACCCUGUGGCGGCGGGACGAGCAGGAGCAGGUGCUGUGCACGGCCUGCUUCCCGAGCGGCCAGGCGGCCCCCCCGCCGCGGACGCCCCCCAAGGCGCCGGGCAGGGAGGCCAGGGAGGCCAGGGAGGCCAGGGGGGGCGAGGACGACGAGGACGAAGCCAGGAAAGACGACAAGGCGGACGCCGAGGAGCACAAGGACGCCGACUCGAGCAACGGCACGGGCGGGAAGGACGAGGACCACGAGGGCGAGAAGGACAAGGAGGCGGGCAAGACCUCGGAGAAGAGGGAGACGAAGAGGAAGACGAGGAAGGGGCGCCAGGGGGGCAAGGGCAGCGUCCCGAAGGGCAAGGGGCGGCGGUAUAUCUUUAAGAAGAGCGCUACUAAAGCACCUGUGGCGGUUGCUACUCCGGUCACAUCAGAAUAUCUUUUCUAUAAGGGUUUAUACUAUCAAGUAGGGGACAUAGUAUCUGUCAUUGAUGUUGAUGGAGGUACAUACUACGCUCAGAUCCGUGGCUUGUUACAAGACCAGUAUUGCGAGAAGAGUGCCGUGUUAACGUGGCUAAUACCAACAAAAAAUUCUCCACCCCCCGAAGAAAGUUUUGACCCUUCGACUUAUAUAAUAGGCCCGGAAGAAGACAUACCUCGAAAACUAGAAUAUAUGGAAUUCGAAUGCCAUGCACCAUCGGACUACUUCAAGGACCGAACCUCUCCUUAUUCCACCAUGACUUACCAACCCCAGUCGUGCUUUAUCUGGUCGAGAUUAGGCCCUCAGAUAAAGCCAAUAGAAAAAGCGAAAGAACUUAUGGCAAAAUAAGACAUUUUUUGUAUAUUUUAUAAAUAAAUAUUGUAUUAGGAUCGAUUUUUAA